UAAAUUAAUUGGUUUACGUAAAAGUUAUAGAUUUUACAAAUGGCAGUAUAUAUAUUGGAAUUUUUAUUUUUUACUAGUAAUGGCGGCGAUCAGCAACUUAUAGCGGAACUGCGGCGGGCAUUCUGGCACUGGGGGGAACUGAUUUGGUGUCAUUGACAUCCCCAGUGACACAAUACAGUGAUCAGUGCUAAUAAAAAGCACUGACACUGUACUAAUGGCACUGGGCAGGAAGGGGUUAACAUGUGGGGCAAUCAAAGGGUUAACUGCUGUGUGUGUGUGCUUCACUGUAAGCACACUGCUUUGUAUGUUUCUGCUAUGCAGAGCCAUACAAAGCAGUGUGCAGGAGCUGACAGAUCAGAUA
This is a messenger RNA of Staurois parvus, 361 nucleotides long. The record is from the annotation of a GenBank genome assembly. NCBI's taxonomy places the organism in Eukaryota, Metazoa, Chordata, Amphibia, Anura, Ranidae.